Debaryomyces fabryi is the source of this 3642-nucleotide messenger RNA. It is a transcript of the gene SMC3, whose product is annotated as cohesin subunit. Lineage: Eukaryota; Fungi; Ascomycota; Pichiomycetes; Serinales; Debaryomycetaceae. Gene Ontology annotation, biological process: mitotic sister chromatid cohesion. Gene Ontology annotation, cellular component: chromosome. Gene Ontology annotation, molecular function: protein binding; ATP binding; double-stranded DNA binding. The transcript has a single exon. Bases 1 to 3642 code for a protein of 1213 amino acids. The record is from RefSeq and is a predicted model, not a curated record.
AUGCACAUAAAAAGAAUAAUAAUUCAAGGGUUCAAGACGUAUAAAAACACGACAGUUAUUGAUCUAGUAUCACCACAGCAUAACGUCGUUGUUGGACGGAAUGGAUCAGGGAAAUCUAAUUUCUUCGCUGCAAUUAGGUUUGUAUUAUCAGAUGCAUACACACAUAUGACCCGUGAAGAAAGACAGGGGCUUAUACACGAGGGUUCAGGAACUGUGAUGUCAGCGUAUGUUGAAAUUGUAUUCGACAACUCCGAUCGUAGAUUUCCUAUUGCCAAAGAUGAGGUUUCUAUUAGAAGAACGAUAGGUUUGAAAAAGGAUGACUACUCGUUAGAUAAUAAAUCGGCAACAAGAUCAGAUGUAAUGAAUUUGUUGGAAAGUGCUGGAUUUUCUAGAUCGAACCCAUAUUACAUUGUGCCACAAGGUCGUAUCACCGCAUUAACAAAUUCUAAGGAUUCUGAAAGACUAGCAUUACUAAAAGAGGUCAGUGGUGCUAAAGUAUUUGAAACUAAAUUAAAGGAGUCGAUGAAAGAAAUGAAUAACUCUAAUUAUAAAAAGCAAAGAAUAGAUGAAACCUUACAUUCAGUUGAUGAAAGAAUAUCUGAUUUACAAAUUGAAUCGAAAGAUUUAAAAGAAUUUCAAGGAUUGGAAAAGUCCAAAAAAAUUUUUGAAUUUAACUUAUUCGAUAGGGAAAUGAAUGACUUGAAUACUCAAGUGGAGUCUAUUGAUGAAGCAUAUGGAAAUUUGCUUACCGAGUCUCAGCAAGAUUUAGAGGAGUUAGAUAAGCGGGAAAAGAUAUGUCAACAACUUACCGAUUCUAUUAAUCAAUUGAAGAUUUCCUUAAAGAUUACUGAAUUGGAAAAAGACCAAACGGACUCAGAUUAUAAUCAAUUAUUGAAAUCCAUAGCAGACAAAAAGGUUAAGCUUGAUGAAUUACAGUCCACCAUUAAUAUUCAGAAAGAAGAACAAACAAAUUAUCAUGAUUCAAUACAACACUACCAAAAUUUAAUCAAGCAUCAUGAAGAUAAAAUUUCUCAAUUCAACCCAAAUUUACAAAAGUAUCAGAAAAAGGAAUCAAAGAUCAAAGCUAAACUAUCUGAUUUGAUAACAAAACAAAGAGCUUUAUAUUCUAAGCAAAAUCGUUUCCUGAAGUUCACUUCUAAGGAUGAAAGAGAUAUAUGGUUAAAAGAGCAAAUAGCAAAAACAUCAAAAGAGUUACAAUCGAAAGAUGACCAGAUGAAUAAGUUAGAUUCUCAAGCCAAUUCCGAAAGAGAAGAAAUUUUUGAAUAUAACAAACGAAUCGAGCAAAUUAACGAGCUCCUCAGCGAUGACAAACAAGGUCAGAUGAUCGAAGACCUACAAGAUUCAAUGAAUGACUUAAAAGUCAAGAUCACCGAAUUAACAGAUCAACGGAAAUCUCUCUGGCGUGAUGAAAUAAGAUUGAAGAGUAUUCAAGAUUCGCUAAAUCGUGAUUUAGAUAAUGCAAAUUACUUAGUUAACCAGACAAUGGAUAGAGCUCAAUCACAAGGUCUCAGCUCGGUUAAUGCUAUUGUUAAAAAGUUACAUUUAGAAAAUUCGGUUUAUGGGCCAUUAGCAGACCUAUUCAGUGUUAGUGAUAAAUAUAAAACUGCUGUGGAGGUUGUUGCAGGAAAUGCUUUGUUCCAUGUUGUGGUCGAUACUGAUAAAACAGCCUCAUUGAUCAUGGAUGAAUUGAAUAGGACCAAAGCAGGUAGAGUUACUUUUAUGCCAUUGAAUAGACUAAGUCCUAUAAACGUUGAAUACCCAGAUGGGUCAGAGCAUCAAUGCAUACCUUUGAUCAAAAAAUUAAAAUUUAGUGAUGAGAAUGUUGGACGAGCAAUAAGACAGGUAUUUGCUAAGACCAUAGUUUGUAAUGACUUACAAAAGGGAUCAGAAUUAGCAAGAGCUUUCAAAAUUAAUGCUAUUACUUUGGAUGGUGACAGAGCAGAAACAAAGGGUGUAUUGAGUGGUGGUUAUAGGGAUUAUAAGAAUUCACGUCUUGACGCUCUUAAGACACAAGCCAGAAAAAGAAGUGAAAUAUCUAGGACCGAGCAAGAUUUAAAAGAAUGUGUUCAAAAUAUUGAAAAUGUGAAUAGAGAGCUUACGUCUUUCAACAGUGAAUUACAAGUUAAGGCUCGUGAAUUGGAUGAAAAAUUAUCUACAAAGGAACCUUUGAAAGCAGAACUAUCUCAAUUACAGAAUAAAAAGUAUAAUGCUGAUCAAGAAUUAAACACUUUGGUUACAAAUAUUGAAGCGGUGCGUACAAUCAGAGGAAAUUUAUCUACUAUUUUGAAUCAGCAUCACGAAGAACUAAAAUCAGAAUUCACACAGUCUUUAUCUACUAAUGAAACAGAUGAAUUACAAAAUCUUAGUAUACAGAUAUCCGAAUACGAGAAUAAGUUGGAUAGAACUGUAACAAAAUUAUCUGACGUAGAAGCGAAGAUCUCUAAGUUUGGAUCUGAAUUGGCGGAUAACUAUAGACCACACCUAUUAAAAUUGAUUAAAGAUCGUGAAGCACCUAAUUCAAAAUUUAAUAAACACCAAAUCAAAGAAUUAGAAAAGGAAUUGGAAUACUUGACUAUUCAACUAGAUACAGCAGAGUCUAAAAAUCAAGCUGCAACAGAUGAAUUUAAUAAUGUAAGUGAUGAAAUAGUAAAGAGUGAGUCGUUAUUGAAAAAGGCUAAUGAACAGCAAAUCUUAAUAAUGAAAAAAUUAGAAAAGUUUUCCAAGACAACCGAAAAGAAUUUAUCAAAGAAGGCUAUUCUAGUUGCGCGUCGUGAUGAAAUUCAAAGAAAGAUCCUGGAGUUGGGUGUUCUUCCGGAAGAAGCAUUCCAACAAUCUAUUUAUGACAAAUUCAAUUCAGACCAACUAUUGAAAAAAUUAACUAAUGUGAAUGAUAGCCUUUCUAAAUAUUCCCAUAUUAACAAGAAAGCGAUGGAGCAGUACCAUACAUUUACGAAACAACGUGAUGAAUUGAUGGAAAGAAGGAAAGAAUUGGAAAAAUCAAGGGAAUCUAUAGAAAACUUAAUAACCAGCUUAGAAACUCAAAAAGAUGAAGCAAUUACUCAAAGCUUCAAACAAGUUGCAAAGAGCUUCCACGAAAUUUUUGAAAAAUUAGUUCCCGCAGGUGUCGGUAAUUUGAUUAUGCAAAAGAAAGACCAAAAUAUGAGUAAGGAAGGCUUGCAAGGUGAAGACGAAGCUAUGAGUUCAGAGGAAGAUAGCAUCGUAGAUGAAGCUCAGAAUAUUGACAAUUACGUCGGUGUUUCUAUUUCUGCAUCAUUCAACUCCAAGAAUGAUGAGCAACAAAGAAUUGAACAAUUUUCUGGUGGGCAAAAAUCGCUAUGUGCAAUAGCACUUAUUUUAGCUAUUCAAAAAUGUGAUCCAGCUCCAUUUUAUUUAUUUGAUGAAAUUGAUGCAAACUUGGAUACCCAAUAUAGAACUGCAGUUGCAGCUAUGAUCAAUUCCUUGUCUAACAAGGCACAAUUUAUCUGUACUACCUUCAGACCAGAGAUGUUACAGGUUGCUGAUAAGUUCUAUGGUGUAAUGUUUAAUAACAAAGUUAGUACUGUUUCUGAGAUAAAUAGAGAGGAGGCUAUGUCGUUUGUAGAAGGUCAACAACAACACUAA